Messenger RNA from Humulus lupulus (European hop), 1527 nucleotides. RefSeq lists its product as uncharacterized. Gene Ontology annotation, molecular function: zinc ion binding. NCBI's taxonomy places the organism in Eukaryota, Viridiplantae, Streptophyta, Magnoliopsida, Rosales, Cannabaceae. The record is from RefSeq and is a predicted model, not a curated record. The transcript has 3 exons. The coding region runs from base 1 to 1527 and encodes 508 amino acids.
AUGGGUACACAGUCUGACCCUAGGAGGUGGUGGCGAUCAGUUUCAGAUUUUUGUACUCAAAAUGUUGAUGAUGGAGACUCAGAUGGUAUAUGUUCUAAGGAGAAGUUACACGAAUUAAAGUCAGAUGAUGAGUUUGAUGCUGGUAAAAAUUCCAAAGAAUUCAACCUGAAAACCAAAAUGCAAAACUUCCAAUUUGUUCUUGGCAUGGAAUUUGCCACUGUUAAAAUUUUAAGGAAUGCAAUAAGGGAGUACUUUAUUGAAGGUGAUCGAGAAUAUGUAUUUAUUUCCAUUGAUUCAAAUAGAGUUAGAGUUAAGUGCAAGGGUGCAAACUGUGAAUGGAUGUUGUUUGCUUCAAUAGUUAACAAGACAGAUGCCAAGACAAUGAGGGUCAAAACACUUGUUGACAAGCAUAGUUGUGGCAUUGUUUUGGACAAUAAAAAGCUGACCUCAACUUGGCUUGCAAAGCACUUUUUGGAGCAAUUUAGGCUAAAUCCAAGUAUGGAAUACAAUGCAUUUAGGGAGAUAACUGCAAAGACCAAGUACUCACGUGUGUCUAGCUGGACAUUUUACAGAGCCAAGAAAAAAGCAAGGAAGAUGUUGGAAGGGUCUGUCAAGGAACAAUACGCCAUUCUUGAUGAUUACUGUAAAAGGUUGUUGGCUACCAAUCCUUGCUCUACUGUGAAGUUGAAAAAUGAUUUGGAUAAUGGGAGAAGGAAAUUUCAGCAUAUUUAUAUUUGUCUUAAGUCAUUGACGGUAAUAACUCCAUGUGUUCCCAUUGCCUACUGUGUUCCUGAAAAGGAAAACACUGAGGUUUGGACUUGGUUCUUGGAGCUAUUGAAGGAUGAUCUUGGGAAUUUGAGUCCUACCAAGGUGACAAUGAUGAGUGAUCAUCAAAAAGGAUUAGAAAAUGCAGUGGGAGCCAUCUUUAGUGGGUGUGAGCAACUUUUGUGGGCAGCAGCUAAUACUACAACACAAGCUGAGUUUGCUCGAGCAAUGCAAGAAGUCAAGGAUGUCUCAGAUGGUGCUUACAAUUGGCUGACAGGGAAGAACCCCACAGAAUGGAGUAAGUCACAUAUUUCAGAGUACCCAAAAUGUGACAUUUUGGUGAAUAAUUUGUGUGAGAGUUUCAAUGAAGCCAUACUUGAUGCUCGCGACAAGCCAAUUAUAACUUUACUAGAGAAAAUUAGAUUUUGGUUGAUGUCUCGGUUUUAUAACAAAAGAGCUGAGUUGGAGAAGAUGACUCAACCUGUGGGGAAGAGAAUUUUGAAGAUAAUUGAGAAGCAAAAAGAGGUUGCAAAGCAUUGUCUGGUUACUAGGUUUGACAAGUUUCAGUUUCAGGUUCAAUGCAGCAAUGGUAGUGCCUUGGUUGUUGAUUUAGAAUUCAGAACUUGUACAUGUAGGAGGUUUCAACUAUCUGGGCUUCCUUGUGGCCAUGCACUAGCUACUAUCUGGUUCAUGGGAGGUAAUGUCUUUGAUUAUGUCCACGGAUUCUAUAAAAAAGAAUCAUUGCAAAAAGCUUAUGAAUAG